Messenger RNA from Ostertagia ostertagi, 465 nucleotides. NCBI's taxonomy places the organism in Eukaryota, Metazoa, Nematoda, Chromadorea, Rhabditida, Trichostrongylidae. The record is from the annotation of a GenBank genome assembly.
AUGGAGGCAUUCUCAAGCAUAAGGGAUGAAAACGUGGACGUGGUGGAGGAUUUGGUGAAGCGGCAGCCAAUCGCAGUGGUACACAUGACUCCCAUCAUAAUGGAGAUGUUCAGUGAGCAGGACUUGUCCCGACUUUCAGAAGUGGAGCUGUGGAGUUUUGGUGGUGAAACUAUCUCCGAAUCCACCCUGGAGUUUAUGAUUCGCCAGGGGCAGCAACUGGUUCAGCUUUAUGGGCCUACUGAGGCCACCUGUUACCAAACAUCGCUAAAGAUGAAGAGAGGACACAGCGCCACUUGUUUGGGUCUGGCCAUCCCGGGACUGCCGCAUGGUCUCUGCUCAUUCAGCAACCCGUCUGUCAAGCGGAAGGACCUAGGACAGUUCUACUGCAGUGGGGAAAACCUUGCUAGAGGAUAUAUUUCAGCAAGUAAUCAGGGAUUUGCCGUUAAUCCAUUUCGAAACGAUUGA